Messenger RNA from Helicoverpa armigera (cotton bollworm), 2420 nucleotides. Its product is annotated as angiotensin-converting enzyme. Gene Ontology annotation, biological process: proteolysis. Gene Ontology annotation, molecular function: metallopeptidase activity; peptidyl-dipeptidase activity. The record is from RefSeq and is a predicted model, not a curated record. The transcript has 15 exons. The coding region runs from base 354 to 2420 and encodes 688 amino acids. Lineage: Eukaryota; Metazoa; Arthropoda; Insecta; Lepidoptera; Noctuidae. Gene Ontology annotation, cellular component: plasma membrane.
UCAAAGCAUGCAGAAAACAAAAGCAACGGAAAUAUUACUCCAGUCGACGACAAGAAAGCCCACAGGACAGUUUUCUAUUCGAACAUUUAAUAUUUCAAAUAAAACCUCGGCUGUGUGCUCGCUUACCUUUGCCUAAUAGUAGAAUUAUUUAAAAACGUAACCUGUCAAAAGUUCCCGCCUCAUUUAUGCAAAUUGAAAUACUUUUUUAAAUUAAAGUUGAUAAUUAAAUGUAAUUUUCGUGAAAAUGUUGUUUGUAAAUCUUGUUUUGCGUUUACAAAUCGGUUAGAAGUUUUUAAAUCGUUGUUUUUUGUAAAGUUUUGUGUUAUAAUUGACAGUUGGCGUCUUUUAAAAAGAUGGACGUUUUGAGACGCGCGUUAGUGCGUUUAAUAUUUUUUGCUUUCUUCACACGGCAUGCAAUAUCUCAGGAAUACUUCAGAAUGGGGGUGAACACAAACUCGGCGGAAGCCUCUCAGUUCCUCCGCGAGUAUGACAGAGAAGCUUCGGGAAUGUGCUACAGGGUCACGAUGUCCCAAUGGAAAUUCGUGACGAACAUAACGGAGUACAAUCGACGGAGGAUGAUGGAGGAACUAGCCCUCAGCUCCAAGUUCGAGAGGCUCUCCUGGAGGAAGGCUGCGGCUUAUGACUCCUCGAGGCUGUCCGACCCUCAGGGGAGGAGGCAGUUGCAGAAAAUAGUGCAGUCUAGUAGGGCUGCUUUGCCUGAUGAUAAGUAUUCCGAGCUCCAACAACUAAUAUCAGAAAUGAAAGAAAUUUACAACUCUGCAAAAAUCUGUCCUUACGGCCAGAAGCCUUAUGAUCCUCACAUACCCCGGGUCCCUUACAGCCACGAAUUCCAGGACAUUCCUCAGGGAUACCAGCUAGCCAAUGAGCCAUACCAGCAUUACCAACCUUAUACUGAGUCCACGGAAUCCAACUACUGUGAUAUGCAAUUGGACCCUGAGAUUUCCAGGAUUUUAGCCCAUUCGAGGAUUGAGAGUGAACUGCUGUAUGUUUGGAAGAGUUUUCGGGAGCAGACGGGACCGAAAUUGAAGAAUAGGUUUAUGAGAUAUGUGCAGUUGGCUAAUCAAGCUGCUGAGAAUACUGGCUACAGGGAUGCUGGAGACCAAAUGAGAGCAGCCUACGAAGACCCAUCUUUCAGGGCGAGCGUCGAAGAGAUGUACAAUCAAAUACAACCAUUAUACAAGCAACUGUUCACGUAUGUCAGGAGACGACUGGUGCAGAGAUAUGGGGAGACCAGCGUGAGGUCUGAUGGGCCUAUACCUGCUCAUUUACUUGGUAACAUGUGGGCACAAAAUUGGAAGUCGAUCAUGGAUCUGGUAAUGCCGUUUCCUCAGUCUCCCAACGUGGAUGUCACAGCUGAGAUGUUGAGGCAGGGGUUCACACCGCUCAGAAUGUUCCAAAUGGCUGAAGAAUUCUACACAUCCAUGGGUCUGAAGCCAGUACCUCCAGAGUUCUGGCGCGGGUCCAUGCUAGUGCGGCCAGCACAGCGGACUGUGCAGUGCACGGCCAGCGCCUGGGACCUCUGCAAUAGGAUCGACUACAGGAUAAAGCAGUGCACAGAAGUAACGAUGCAGGACCUGGUGUCCACUCACCACGAGAUGGCACACAUACAGUACUACCUGCAGUACUCCGAGCAGCCGCAACUCUUCAGAGACGGAGCUAACCCUGCUUUUCAUGAAGCGGUUGCUAACGCCGCUACUUUAUCAGUUUACAAUCUUCCCCACCUGCAGAGAGUUGGACUUUAUCAAAAUAAGAGUCACGAUCCUUACGAGGUGGGGAUGAACUUCCUCAUGACCAUGGCUUUGGAGAAGGUGGCUUACCUACCCUUCGCGUUUAUGGUGGAUCAGUGGAGGUGGUCAGUUUUCGAAGAUGGCGUCCAAAAUAUGAAUUCAAGAUGGUGGCAAAUGAAGUUACGUUAUCAGGGAGUAAUUCCACCAAUACCAAGACAUGAGAGUGACUUUGAUCCGGGAUCUAAAUACCACAUCAUUUCUGAUCAGGAAUACAUCAAAUACUUCUUAGCCACAAUCCUGGAGUUCCAAAUCUUCGAGCAACUAUGUUCAGUAUCCGGACACACCGGACACUUGUACGAGUGCGACGUGUAUAGGAGCAGGGACGCCGGCCGCGUGCUCAGUGAAAUAAUGCAAGCCGGUUCUUCUAAACCCGCUUCGGAAAUCAUCAAAUCUAUGACCAGAGGCAAAACCAAUAGGAUAUCACCUGAAGCUCUCGUCAAAUACUUUCGGCCCUUAGAACUUUGGCUCCGAGUCCAGAAUCGAGACGAGCCCCUCAUAGGCUGGAGUUCUAACUACCACGACGUCGCGUUGUUCGCUCCCCAGAGAGGGGGAGUGGGGAGGAGUACUAGCUCCUGUCUACUGAUCAUCAGUGUACUUUGUUUCUUGAUAUAA